AUGGCGGGACUGCGGUUCGCGGUCACCAUGCAACGGUUAAUACCGUUUCUGGGCUACCACCAUGUUCUCAUGAUCUUGAUCGCCAUUGCUAUCAUCUUACUAUCACUAUUACUAGCGGGGUGCUCAUCCACUUCACCGCUCAUACCCGGCAUCUUCCUCAUCUCACUAUGGUACGAAAAGUACACACCAGCCUACGCCAUCGAACAAGUCGACCCUGGCGUUACACAAGCCAUCGCAAACAUUGUCGGUAAUGCGCGACUCGGUGUCCGCGUCGGAUACUUCGGUAUCUGCAUCAACCGGGACGGCGGCGGCUACAUCUGCUCCAACAACGCAACGGCGCUUGUAGACAACCUUUCUGUCGACCAAGACCCCCUCAACCUAGUAUGGAUCGCCGCUACGUUCAAGGAUGCCGUCGUCUUCCCCUAUCUGCUCAUUGUCGCCAUUAUCCUCGCCUUCUUCACCUUCAUUCUCCUCGCAACAUUCCCUGGGUGGCACGAGGAGCGCGAUGAGCGAACGGGAUCCGACGUCGACGUCAAGCCCUUCCCAUCAAGGCCGGUCUCUCAAGUCGCCCUCGCACUCAUCUUCAUCUCAUCCAUCUUCGUCCUCGUCUCCGUGCUGUGGCAACACACAGCGUCAGUAGCAGCAGCAACCAUCGCACAAGACCUGGGGAACGGGAGCGUAAAGUCGGGAGUCGGGACUUCAGCCAUGGUGCUAGGCUGGUUCGGCUUUGUAUUGCUGAUAAUAGUAACCAUUGGGUUGCUCGUCAUGAUAUUGAGCAUCAUUGUUUUGGAUCGCUUGACCGACAAUGAUUAA
Messenger RNA from Cucurbitaria berberidis CBS 394.84, 813 nucleotides. RefSeq names its product membrane fusion mating protein FIG1. Bases 1 to 813 code for a protein of 270 amino acids. The transcript has 3 exons. The record is from RefSeq and is a predicted model, not a curated record. Gene Ontology annotation, cellular component: membrane; mating projection tip. NCBI's taxonomy places the organism in Eukaryota, Fungi, Ascomycota, Dothideomycetes, Pleosporales, Cucurbitariaceae. Gene Ontology annotation, biological process: conjugation with cellular fusion.